Molecule: messenger RNA, 1243 nt
Organism: Mytilus trossulus (common blue mussel)
Lineage: Eukaryota; Metazoa; Mollusca; Bivalvia; Mytilida; Mytilidae
Exons: 6
Coding region: 150-602 (150 amino acids)
Molecular function (GO): protein binding; metalloendopeptidase inhibitor activity
Source: RefSeq, a predicted model, not a curated record
AAACGUUAACCGUAAUAAUUAAUUACAAUAACAUUGUGUAGUGAUACAACAUAUUGUCAACAGGAAACUUGUGUAGUGUUAUGACACACAAAAAUAUAUAUGUAAACAAUUUGUAACAUCUGGACAUUUCAUAAAAGAUCUGAGGGAACAUGCUGCUCUUGUAUUUGCUAACUGUAUUGUUAAUGGUCUCCUGGUCACUAGGAUGUUCCUGUGGGAUAGCAUCGCUGCAUCAGUACGUGUGUGGAUCUGAAUUUAUAAUAAUAGGUAGAGUCCAAACAGUACCUGGAUCCGAGUCAAACACAGACGUGUACUAUUUGGUGAACGUUCUGGAUAUUUUAAAGCAAUCCUCACCACACACUUUGCCGAUGGGUGAAGUAAAAAUCUGGACACCAGGAAAUGACGGGAUAUGUAAAGCUCCACUUACACUCAAUGAAGAAUAUUACAUAGGAGGAAAUAUAGACAAAAGGACUGGCAAACUUCAGACGUAUUUGUGUUAUUUCCGGAGAAAGGUAUCGGAAUUAAAAGAUUGUCAGAAAAGAAUGAUAGCUGAAAAUAUGUUUGAUUGCAGUUGUAAGACACCUGAAUGUUUUCAAGACUGUUGAAGAGGAAGACAUGUUUUUGGCAGACUGCAACCGAUCUGCGUUUACCUUAUGAUAAAUUAACUCAUCAUAAAGUAUCAUUAUGACGUGGGGCAUAAGGCGGCCCUGUGUACUCAUUCACGCUUUACCAAUCACCUAUUGUAUGAACUAAUUUUAUAAAACAAAUAUUGAAACUGUUGUGCUGGUGAAAUUUACCAAACUGCUGUAGAAAACCAGUCAAACCAUCAUAGUCAAAAUGAAAUAAAACAUACCUACAAUCCUAUAAAACGUAAACACGUCUAUUCACUGCUAUUGCAAUAUUGCAUUUCUGUUGAACAGUUUGGUUUGAUAAAACCAAUUGCAAUUGGGUCGGAAUUUUGAAUCAACUGCAAUAGGCGAAGAGCAACACUUACAGUCAAGUCACAGAAAUAAUAUAUCGCUAUUUACACCAAGAUGUCGUUAAAUAAAAUUGGUUACCCUACAUUUAUCAUGUUUUUUUCAAUAACAUAUGGUCAAGUCGCCGAAGACACUCUUCUGGACUUUUGAAAGCAACUAUUCUGCCUUGUCAAUGAUAUCUUGGUGUAAAUUAGAUACACUCAUACGGGCUAACGCCCUCAUAUGUAUAAUAAUGUAACAUGUAACAUGAAUUAAAUUAUCAUAUUUGU